Messenger RNA from Caenorhabditis remanei, 399 nucleotides. RefSeq lists its product as uncharacterized. The transcript has 5 exons. The record is from RefSeq and is a predicted model, not a curated record. The coding region runs from base 1 to 399 and encodes 132 amino acids. Gene Ontology annotation, cellular component: cell surface. NCBI's taxonomy places the organism in Eukaryota, Metazoa, Nematoda, Chromadorea, Rhabditida, Rhabditidae.
AUGUAUUCUCGUAUCAUUUUCUAUAGUUUUUGUUUAUUCGCUACGUGCCAAGCUAUCGGAAGAACUCAGUCGACUGCUAUCGAAGGAGUAUUGUUGUGUGAAGAUAAACCAGCGAAGGAUGUGUUGAUCAAGUUGUAUGAUCAUGAUACUGUAUCCCCUGACGAGUUGAUGGACUCUGCGAAAACUGAUGCAGACGGUCACUUCCGUUUGAGUGGUACAGCUGACGAGAUAUCUGGAAUUGAACCUAAAAUCAACAUCUACCACGAUUGUGACGAUGGAAUUUUGCCCUGUCAACGACGCAUCACUAUCUUCAUCCCAAGCAAAUAUGUGUCCAACACUAAACAACCAUCUGAGCUGGCUGGAAAGUAUGCUGGAGAAUCCAGAGAUUGUCUUCAUUAA